Molecule: messenger RNA, 1432 nt
Organism: Caenorhabditis elegans
Lineage: Eukaryota; Metazoa; Nematoda; Chromadorea; Rhabditida; Rhabditidae
Gene: F21F3.2
Product: Protein kinase domain-containing protein
Exons: 7
Coding region: 45-1367 (440 amino acids)
Molecular function (GO): protein serine/threonine kinase activity; ATP binding; kinase activity
Source: RefSeq, marked reviewed
CCCUGAUUGUUGUAAAGAAAAGCUGAAGCGGAUAAAAGAAGAAGAUGAGUGUUACAGUUGAGCAGGAAGCUUAUGAAAUGCCAGCUGACAAUAAAAAAGUCAUGCUGAAAAUCGAAGAAGUACAUCUUCACUCGUGUGGCGUCUUCAGCAAUGUCUACAAAGGAAUACUCCGAGAGCCAUAUGAGAAGAAGAUCGCCAUCAAGAAAAGUUGGCCGGAAAAGGGAGAACGCAAUUUCGAGUUCAUCUUCUUGACGGGUCGCGAACGGGCUAAACACAAGAACGUGAUUCAUAUGAUUUUUGCGUUUAGCCACAGUUAUGACACAAAGGUUUGUGAAUCCUACGUCUUCGACUUUAUGCCAAACACCUUGGCCGAAGUGAUUCGCCAGAAGCUCACGGACCUCGACAUUCGCCUUUACACGUGGCAAAUAUUCUCCGGAUUGAAAUACCUGGAGGAACACAAGGUUGUCCAUCGAGACCUGAAGCCGGUGAACAUUCUGGUUGAUCAUGACACCGCAUUCCUGAAGAUCAGUGACUUCGGGUCAGCAAAGAUCAUCGUGAAGGGGAAGGCAAACAACUUCUAUCAGGUCACACGCUUCUACAGACCGCCCGAAUUGUUGAUGAAAGCAAUGGAAUACAAUUCCACAGUUGAUGUAUGGUCUGCCGGAUGUAUCAUGGCAGAGAUGGUGAAGCGUCAUGUGGUUUUCCCGGGAAGAGAUAGUGCUCAUCAGUUGAAACUCUACUGCCGCUGCUUUGGUGCCCCAAAUGAGCAAGACAUUAGUGCGAUGAAGGGAGAAAAAUUGGAGAAAGAGUAUUGGAAGUUUACGAAAGGAUUCGGACUUCAAAGACUUGUGAACGAUAUCUCACCUGAUCAGCUACAGUUCAUCAAGAGAAUCCUGGUGUAUGCUCCCGAGAAACGUCUUCGUGGCAAACAAUUGCUUCAGGACGACUUCUUCCGUCCGCUCUUCAAAGCUGGAGCAGUUCGUCACAACGGACAGAAGAUUUCUGACGUCAUAACUGCUGCUGAUUACAAGCGAGCUGCUGAAAACGAAGAAUCCUCCGCAUGCCGUCUCGCGCAAUUGGUCAAGACGGACAACAAGGAUCUUGGGAUUCCGUAUUGUGAGAAGAGCAACUCAUAUGAGAAUGUUUAUGCGAGAAGAUCAACUCUUAUCCCGAAAGAGCAGAAGAUGGCUCGUGACAACAAGUCGAAAGAGGACAGCUCUGACGAUCGACGUGUUGCACCUUCUAGUGGAGAGGCUCCUUCGGCUCCUGGCAAGCGUUCCGAGUCCAACAAGACCGCGGCAAUCGCCAAGAAAUCGACAAUGAAGUCGGUGAUGAACGCACCACCGCCCCGUCAGAAACCAGAAUAGUACUACUUGAUAUUUAGUGUAGAGUUUUUUAGGAAAUAAAGAAUAGCGAGAGUUGUGAACUGCAA